AUGUCCUCCCCGUCCGAGAGCGCGUCGACACCGCGUGUGUCGACAAGUGACAAGCCUCAACAGGGUCCGAUUGCGAUCUUCGAACACCAUCUCAGAUAUCUGCAAGACUCGUACCUUAGUUUCUUUCAGGAGAGAGCGAAGAUCGAGGAAUCCUAUGUCGACUCGCUGUUGCGCUUACACAAGAAGACAAAAACUAUAGACAUUUACCUCGAUCAUGCUACAGAACCGAGUACAGUCCGUCAAGUCUGGUCGGAAAUUCGAGACGGUUUGGAAAGGGAGGCGCAAUGCAGGAUGGCGUUCAUCUCAGCCUUGACCGUAGACGUCAUCAAUCCCAUCUCGGCUCUCAAGGAAACACAAGAUCGAACCCGAAAGCGUAUUAAGGAUGAUCUCAAGGAGUCUGCCGCAGCUCAUCAGGAUUACGCCGAGAAUGUCCUUCCACGACUCAAGCGUACCUACUUCAAGAAAUGCCAGGAGGUCGAGGAUAACAAAUUGAAUGCACUGUCUCCAACAAAUACCGGAACCACGGAGGCAUCGGUAGCCCUAAGCCCCACUAGGUCAAAUCCCAACACGAGUCCGGUGGUCACCAAUCCUCAGCCACUUCGGCCACUUUCACGCCGUGCAUCCGGUCAUCAGCCCCGGAACCGCUCGCCUUCGGCAUCAAAUCCAUUGCAUGACCUUGCUAAUCAAGGCAAGAGGCAGUUGAAUCAACUGAUGACGUUCCUUGAUAAUAAAGGAGGAUCUCUCAAAGAAGGGGUUUCGGGUAGUAAGGGCGACAUGGCUGUGCGAUCAGUGCGGGCGAAACGUGAAGCAGACGAAGCGGACAAGGAAUACAGGAAGGGCGUUCAUUGGCUUGAAACUCUCCGACUUCGUCGUUCCAAGAUUCUGGAAGGAGCCUUUCAGAGCUUGGAGCUAUUCAUUGAUGAGGCUGCUACUCAGUUGAAGACUGUCCUAGAGAAAUACACAGCUAAUGCACUCGCGACGAGCACCACUGUCUCCCACCUCGCCUCCCAUGCACAGGGUUACGUAUCGCAUAUCUCACCGCAGAAAGAGGUUUCGUCCUUGGCGACAAUAAAAUCGCGGUAUAUCAAGCAAACGAUGCCGAGGCGAACAUUAUACACGAAUUAUUACGUUGGGGACUGCAAUGACCUCAUCUUCGGCGUCAGCUUGGUGGAUUAUGCCACAUCUCGCGGCCUUCAGGAAGGUGAAGUCCCGAAACUAGUGCAUCUAUGUAUCGCAGAGGUCGACAAACGGGGUCUAAAUGCCGAAGGGAUCUAUCGGGUAUCGGGCCGACAUGCUGUUGUCCAAGAGAUGAUACACAAACUGGAGAGAGAUGAAAAAAAUUUCCAAUUCUACCCCUCCGAUGAUAUAUUUGUAGUAGCGGCUCUUUUGAAGCAAUACCUGCGUGAACUCCCGGAACCGCUCUUCAAAUUCGCCUUGGAGGAUAGGAUCAAACAUACAGAAGGUCUAGAGGAGCAUGUGCAAAAUAAUUUCCUCUUCCUUCGUGGGAAGUUGCGCAGACUCCCGGCUGUUCACCAAGCGACAUUCAAGGCACUCAUAGAACAUCUUGCCCGUGUGGCUGCUAAUAGCGAACGGAAUAAGAUGGAUCCAAAGAAUUUGGCUAUCAUUUUCGGCGGUGUAGUCUUUGGUGAAGACGAGAUCUCGAAAAGUACUGAUCUCUUGUCGAUGCAAAGCUGGAAGGACUCGUUAAUGGAGGAUAUGAUUGUCCAUGCGAACCUCCUAUUCGACGACAAAGGUAUAAGUGCUUCGCCAUCGAAACCUCCACGAGCACCUCCGUCACAAUCUCCCUCACCACCUCCAAACAUGCCAGGUCCCCUUCCGCCUGCUCGUAGCGAAACGUCUACGGCAGAUAGUGACUACGGGGCUUCUUACACUCAGAUAUCACAUGCCUUGUUGGAGCCACAGAGGCCGGAAACAGAGUCUCCGUCAGCAUCAACGCAGGACUUCACACCGACCUUGCCUGCUCGUCCAGGCAACAGUAUCCACCCUUCACAUCGCUCUGCCAAUCAAUCGCGAAGUACCGAGUCGGAAACAGAUGACGAGGUUGCACCACCACUUCCUCCACGCCCGCCAAAGUUGGAGGCACGAGCAAUGCACGCGUCGGAGAGCUCAGUUUCCGGCUCACAGGCCUCCCCUCUAUCUGAACGGCCGGACGAAUCAGUCGCAGGGACUACGUUAACUUCGCCUGACGUGGCUCCCAGCUCGCCGUCACCAGUCCGCUCUCCGCUUGUUCUGCAUAGCGACAGCAACGAGGAAAGCCUACCUGAGCAUCAAUCACAGCCUCCACGAGGCUCUCAUGAAUCGGCGCGGCGCUCUCAUGAACGUACUUCAAGCUCGCAAUGAAAUCACAGACAUCACAUGAACGAACUAAUGACUUUCUGUUUCUACUGCUUGUACUUCUUUUCACAAUUCCUCUAUGUUUCCAUUUCUUUAUACUUUAGGCGGUGACUUAGUUAUGGAUUUUUGUUGUUAUAAUGCAGAUUCGAGUAACGCGAACAAGCUGGAGCCGUACACUACCUAUGACACCUUCUUUCGUCUGUUUCUGUAUUAAGAGGAUACCUGUGUUUGUGGCGCCCUAUUACCCAGUUGAUUGAUUAGUUGUAGCAGAAUAAGUUUUUCGAACAAUAGUAGCCUCUUACACCAA
This is a messenger RNA of Fomitiporia mediterranea MF3/22, 2662 nucleotides long. RefSeq lists its product as uncharacterized. Gene Ontology annotation, biological process: regulation of GTPase activity; signal transduction. Lineage: Eukaryota; Fungi; Basidiomycota; Agaricomycetes; Hymenochaetales; Hymenochaetaceae. The record is from RefSeq and is a predicted model, not a curated record. The transcript is spliced from 15 exons. Gene Ontology annotation, cellular component: cytoplasm. The coding region runs from base 1 to 2361 and encodes 786 amino acids.